Talaromyces amestolkiae is the source of this 1521-nucleotide messenger RNA. RefSeq lists its product as uncharacterized. The record is from RefSeq and is a predicted model, not a curated record. Gene Ontology annotation, molecular function: DNA-binding transcription factor activity, RNA polymerase II-specific; zinc ion binding. Gene Ontology annotation, biological process: regulation of DNA-templated transcription. NCBI's taxonomy places the organism in Eukaryota, Fungi, Ascomycota, Eurotiomycetes, Eurotiales, Trichocomaceae. The transcript is spliced from 4 exons. The coding region runs from base 1 to 1521 and encodes 506 amino acids.
AUGGGAGACGCCGAGACGCCCAAGAGUGACAGCGCUGAAGCGAAAGCCCAGCUGGUCGCUGGCAAGAAAUCACGCCGUACACUGUCAUGCCUCAGUUGCCAGAAGCGUAAAGUAAAGUGUGACCGUGUGAAACCGUGUCGAGCUUGUUGUUUGCGAGGCGUGCCCGCCCAAUGCGAAUACGGAACUACGAAACACGACCGGGGCUUUAUUGAGCAAUCAGACCUUAUCGAAGAACUCCGGGCGAAAGUGAGGAAGCUUGAGCAAAAGCUCACCGAACAUAAUGGCGUCGUACUGCAAGGAAAUGUCGGGCCAGACAGAUCUGCUUUGAAAGCGAAGGUCGCGGCUAUCGACGCGAACAAGAAGACUGUUUCGCAAAUACUCUCUGCAACCGGUCUACGGAAUGCUUUGGCACAGUCGUCGUCCCCGGAGAAGUUCCUUCUAGAAGUUUUCGUUGGCGAGGUAAUCAAAGCUUUUGCACCCGAUCCGACAAAUAUCCACGGUCGAGUCUUUGAUCUUCGUGCAGCUGCUGAAAGACGAAUUUGUUCCCCACUUUUGGCCGCUGGCUUCGACGCAACAGCAUUGAUAUUCAUUGGACAGCGAGACCAAAAUCAGAAAUUUUUGACUGCUGGAAAUAACCAGUAUCAUCGAGCUCUGAGACUACUACAAAAGACAGUAGAUGAUCCACAACAAUGUACUUCGACCGAUGCUUUGACCAUGGUCGUUCUUUUGACCGUAAUUGAAGUAACAACUGCCAUCGCUAGUAGAAAGGCAACAUUUCUCGCUUCAGACGACUGGUUGACGUUGCCUUGGACCGAAACCGGCCUACAAAAAGACAUUCUUCAUCAUCUUCUUGAUGUAGCAGUCGAUAUUCCUGCCUUUCUCGGCAAGUAUGACACUUUCAAGACCGCCUUGGUGAAGGGCAAAUUAUCUCAAGCGGAACUUCUCAUCACACAGAAUGAGAUACAGUCGACCGCGACCACUCUUGACGAGCGACUGCAGCUGUGGUAUUCUGUCAAUGUACUGCACUACGAACAUGGAUAUAUGACGGAGAAGUCAGCAGAAGAUUACUUGAGGGAUGCCGAGAUUCCACGUUUUUACUGCCAAAAUGUGUCAUCCGGUGAUAUAGAGCAGCCACCCGUGCUCAUUUACCCGGAUUUACUCUUAGCUACAACCAUGUGUUUAUAUCGCGCUCUCCGUCUAGUCGUAGCUGGCGGUGAUCAUGACGGUAUUUACACGGUUCUGAGCUUCUCGGAACGCUACCAGCUUGCUGUCGAUAUAUGUCGAAGUAUGCCAUACUACUUGAAAACAGUUCCUGGUUUUUUGGUAUCCAGAUUGAUGUUUUCGUUGCGUGUGGCAUUUGACACAUUUCCCGAAGGAACGAUCGAAAGGGAAUUUGUUCAGCAAAUGUUCGGCUAUAUUGGUGAGAAGUAUCGAUUUCGUGUGUUUCAAAACCAGUGCUCCGAGUCAUCGACAGCUGUACGAGCUCGUGCUGUGAAUUUGGUUGGCAAACUUCAGGGAUAA